AUGAUGUUGUCCAUCAAUAUGCGCAGAUCUCGCGCAAUCAUACAAAAUUUGUCGCCGCUUCCUCGGCGAUGGCUGAGCAGCAGGCCAACCAGAACAACAUACAACUCCUCGCGCCCCAAUCGAGAUGAUUCUCAGUAUGAAAGGCGCAACUCCUCUUGGCGCGACGAUGAGGUCUCUUAUAGAAUCCACGGGGGUAAUCGAGGGCGAGACAGCAAAUUUGCAUCUCCGCGUACGGGCACCGGCCGCAGCUUUCCGUCAAGAGCACCGCCGUCCAGCCGAGACGGUUUUGAGUAUGAGAGACGAAAUAACUCUCGGCGCUCUGAUGAUUUUUCGGAUAGGGACAUGAGAGUGGAUCGUGGGCGGGACAGCAGAUUCUCAACAUCACGUACUGCUACGCCUCGGACGCUACGAAGUCUGCCGCCGAGGUCACAACCACCACCCAAAAAAGAGCCAGGGUUGGCUUUGAUACCGAAGCUGUCCGAAGAAGAGCAGAGCAAGAUCAGCACUCCCAAGCAACUAUGGGCAGCCAGCUCAAUGUUUUUCACACCACCCACGAGACCCAAACAGUCUCCGCAACCACGUCAACAGCCCCAAAGAGGUCGCAACUCAGCCGUAGCGUCCGCAAGCGCAAUCAGAGCGGCAAUUCGAGGCCUACCGGAAGAGACACCUGAUAGCGGCGUAACCUCCGGGGGCACCAUCUUCGCUGGCACAGCUAAUGACACCUCCUACGGUGAAGCCAACAAUUUCUUCCGACUCCCGCCCGCCACCUUCCUUUACAGCGCAUUUCGCUUCAAGCAGCACCCGAUCAACACCACCACCCCCGAGAUCUGUAUCGUAGGCGCCAGUAACUGCGGCAAGUCGACCUUCGUUAACGCCCUCACUGGCGCGUCUGCGGACAGGCUCGCGAAGGUGAGCGACAAGGCGGGCAAGACUGUGGCCAUGAACGCGUAUGGUGUGGGACCUCUAAGCGGCAUCCCUUUCCGCAAGCCACUUUCCCCGGAUGCCGCUGGCGAAAAACCUUCGCAGCAUGGUAUGAUACUCGUUGAUACACCUGGAUACGGCCACGCCAGUCGGCAGGAGUGGGGCCAGGAAAUUGCCGAAUAUGUGAACAAGCGUACGAUGUUGAAGGGCGUCAUUCUUCUUCUGUCUGCGGAGAAGAAAGUUUCAAAGCAGGAUGAGCAGGUCAUGAAGCUGUUGGCGGGCGCGGGCAGGCCCGUGAUGGUGGUGUUUACCAAGAUGGACAAGGCCCUGCGCAGUCGUGCCAGAGAGGAGGGUGGUAUUGCAGAGAGGCUGAGGGAAGUGGAGAGGAGUUUUUCAUACACUGGCUGGGACGGUUGGGUACCGAAAAUUCACCUCACGGCGGCAAGGAUGGAGCGCGAUAAGAGUUGGGGGUUGGACGUGGCGCAUAGCGCGGCUGGAAUGGCGGGCGUAAGGAUGGCGGUGUUGGAGUUAGCAGAGCUCAAAGAAUUUGUUGCACCGGAGAGGAAGCUCCAUGUAAAGAGAGGGAAAGAUGAAAAACACCAGGCAGUUGUGUCUAAUAUAAAGGAGGAGGAGCCCGUGGAAAAGGAAAUGGGGCAGAAGAGACAGGAGCCCGGAAAGGCUUUGGAGAGCGACCCUGCGGCAUGGUCAGGUAAGGUUGUCUCAUUUGAGGAACUGGAGAAGAAGUUUGGAGAUUGGAGCUCGUAG
Molecule: messenger RNA, 1686 nt
Organism: Colletotrichum truncatum
Lineage: Eukaryota; Fungi; Ascomycota; Sordariomycetes; Glomerellales; Glomerellaceae
Product: ribosome biogenesis GTP-binding protein YsxC
Cellular component (GO): mitochondrion
Molecular function (GO): GTP binding
Source: RefSeq, a predicted model, not a curated record